Messenger RNA from Oxyura jamaicensis (ruddy duck), 3241 nucleotides. RefSeq names its product EYA transcriptional coactivator and phosphatase 4 (gene EYA4). Bases 433 to 2385 code for a protein of 650 amino acids. Gene Ontology annotation, cellular component: nucleus. Gene Ontology annotation, biological process: multicellular organism development; cell differentiation; positive regulation of DNA repair. The transcript has 20 exons. Gene Ontology annotation, molecular function: protein tyrosine phosphatase activity. NCBI's taxonomy places the organism in Eukaryota, Metazoa, Chordata, Aves, Anseriformes, Anatidae. The record is from RefSeq and is a predicted model, not a curated record.
CGACACCAUUCUCCGUGCCCAAACCCCGAGGGCUGCCGGCCGCUGAUCUGCCCCCCCGGGCUGCCACCGCGGCCGAGGGGAGCAGCCCCCGCAAGGCCAGCGGGACCCCGCGCCCAGCGGUUACCGGUAUCUAAAGUUUCACUCGCGUUUGUGCGAGCGCUGCUCAGCGUCAGGGAGGCGCGCCGCUGCUCUGCCGCUAUCCCGCGGGCAGGACUUGGAGCGGGGCGCUCGGGGGGCCGCUGGGACCCAGCAAGUGGCGAUGUGAAGUGUCUGCUGCUUGCAACGCUCCCGGGAGGCACGCCUGUCCAACCCCGGGGAGCGCCUCGGCUGGCUCGAAUCUGAGCACGAAAUCGUGCUAGAACAACCAGUGAGCUGUAAAUUGAAGGGAAGAUAAUUUCUGCUUGUGGUGGAAAAGAAAGGUGAACAACCUCCAUGGAAGACUCUCAGGAUCUAAGUGAACAGGCAGUAAAGAAAACGUGUACAGAAUCAGAUGUGUCAGAGCCUCCGAACACCAGGUCUAUGGAAAUGCAAGAUCUAGCAAGUCCUCAUAAUCUUGUUGGAAGCAGCGAUGCACCGGGUAGUUCCAAACUGGAUAAACCUAACCUCAGUAGUACAUCAGUUACAACAAAUGGAACAGGAGGAGACAACAUGACAGUUUUAAAUACUGCAGACUGGUUGCUGAGUUGCAGUACUCCCUCCUCUGCAACAAGUAUGAGAGAUCCUGUGUCUCUUCUUGCAGUCAAAACAGAGCCUAUGAACAGCAACGAAACAACAACAACAACUGGAGAUGGAUCGCUUGACACUUUUACUGGGUCAGUAAUAACAAGUAGUGGUUACAGCCCAAGAUCAGCGCAUCAAUACUCACCACAGAUAUAUCCCUCCAAGCCCUAUCCACACAUUCUUUCUACACCAGCAGCUCAAACAAUGUCUGCCUAUGCCGGACAAACCCAGUAUUCAGGAAUGCAGCAACCAGCGGUCUAUACAGCCUACUCACAGACAGGACAGCCAUACAGCCUACCUACUUACGAUUUGGGUGUAAUGUUGCCAGGCAUCAAGACGGAAAGUGGGCUCUCGCAGACACAGUCACCACUGCAGAGUGGGUGCCUCAGUUACAGUCCAGGUUUUUCCACCCCACAGCCAGGCCAAACACCAUAUUCAUAUCAGAUGCCAGGUUCUAGUUUUACACCAUCAUCCACUAUUUAUGCAAACAAUUCUGUUUCAAAUUCUACAAACUUCAGUAGUUCGCAACAGGAUUAUCCAUCAUACACAGCUUUUGGCCAAAACCAGUAUGCACAGUAUUACUCAGCAUCAACAUAUGGUGCAUAUAUGACUUCAAACAACACGGCCGAUGUCACUUCUUCAUCAUCAUCAACCUACCAGUUACAGGAAUCUCUCCCUGGCCUGACUAGUCAACCAGGUACAGAUCUGCAUUCAGGGGAGUUUGACACAGUACAGAGCCCCUCCACGCCAAUCAAAGAUCUUGAUGAGAGAACAUGUAGGAGUUCUGGGUCAAAGUCUCGGGGUAGAGGGCGGAAGAAUAAUCCAUCACCCCCUCCGGACAGUGACUUGGAGCGUGUAUUUGUUUGGGAUUUGGAUGAAACAAUCAUAGUAUUUCAUUCACUGCUUACAGGAUCCUAUGCACAAAAGUAUGGCAAGGAUCCACCAAUGGCAGUGACUCUUGGACUGCGAAUGGAAGAAAUGAUUUUUAAUCUUGCUGAUACACACUUAUUUUUUAAUGACUUAGAGGAAUGUGAUCAAGUUCACAUAGAUGAUGUUUCUUCUGAUGAUAAUGGACAAGACCUAAGUACCUACAGUUUUGCAACUGAUGGCUUCCAUGCAGCUGCAAGUAGUGCAAACCUUUGUCUGCCAACAGGUGUAAGAGGAGGGGUUGACUGGAUGAGGAAGCUGGCUUUCCGUUACAGAAGAGUAAAAGAGUUGUAUAAUACUUACAAGAACAACAUAGGAGGACUCCUGGGACCUGCUAAAAGAGAUGCAUGGUUGCAAUUAAGAGCAGAGAUUGAAGCUCUGACUGACUCCUGGCUAACAAAUGCACUUAAAUCAUUAUCAAUUAUCAGCACAAGGAAUAACUGUGUAAAUGUGUUGGUAACAACAACCCAGCUUAUCCCAGCACUUGCAAAAGUCUUGCUGUACAGCUUAGGAGGAGCUUUUCCUAUUGAAAAUAUUUACAGUGCAACCAAAAUAGGAAAAGAAAGUUGCUUUGAACGAAUAAUGCAAAGGUUUGGCAGAAAAGUAGUAUAUGUUGUAAUUGGGGAUGGUGUAGAAGAAGAACAGGCAGCAAAAAAGCACAACAUGCCUUUCUGGAGGAUAUCCAGUCAUUCGGACCUCUUGGCUCUCCAUCAAGCACUGGAACUAGAGUAUUUGUAACUGUGUUCUAAAGUUGGCAAUCCUUUUUUUAUAUAUAUAUAUUUCAAGUACACUGAAAUUUUAUGUGUGAUUUAUUGCCUCUGGCUUUACACAUAUGAAUUGUCUUAAGAAGGGAAGAAAUAUUUGGAAUUAAAAAUUCCAAAUUGAAGAAUUCAGAUUGCUGAAUGGAGUUAAAACAUUAGUGCUACGUAAGGAAGCUCUAUGGUCUUAUAUAUGCAACGUUUUUAAAUGAAUUAAAACUGUGGAGGUUGCUGGUACACACCAAAUGAGCCCUGACAGGAGUGAACAAAGGACUCAAACUGGCAAAGCACCAACACGCCUUUUCCAACCGACAAGGUGUUGUUCAACAACAUUCCUCAAAAUGGGAUAUAUUCUCAGCACUGAGGUUUGAACCAGACUUUAGCCUACCUAACCCAGAAAAUCUGAAUUGGAAUGCACUCAGACUGUAUAAUGACAAUCCUGUCUAGACCUGUAAUUUGUGUAAAUUAUUGAUGAAAAUAAUUUACUGUGACUUUAUUAGCAGCUGAUUUUGGAAGUGGAUGCAAUUUUUCUUUCUCUUUUGGGGGUGGCAGGGGAGGGAGAGGGUUAUAUAAUAUUGUCUCUUUUAUAAGUUUGGCAAACAGAAUGUGCAUAAUGAUGUGUUGUGCCUUAAAGAAAAGACUGUGUUUGUGUGUUAUAAUGUAAUUUUGGUUAAAAACUAUGUAGAUAAACAAAAAAAAAAAAAAAAAGCUUUUGUGAUAAUUUUUGACAUGACCAAAUUUGAAAUUCAAAGAAAUCAAAGAGCAGGGCUGUACCAAAGCAUUUAAGUAUUUGUUGCAGUAAGAAAAAAAAUAAUAAAGGAAAGUUUGUGUUUUUA